AAAAAAAGUCGCAGAACCGAGACCGAGCCGUUCCUUGGAGGAGGAAAGUGAUCGCUUCCCUGGCAGCUAGGUGUUGUUCGGGAACGGGCCAGUCGUCGUUACCUGCGGGGGCUGACUUCGUGGCAGGGAGGAGUAUCUCGUCUGGCAGGUUGCGAGGACGACGAGGCGCGAUUCUGGAGCGAGCAGAUGUCAUCGGCAGCCAGCACAGCCGAGCUCAGGUGAUGAGCACCUAGGCAGAAAUUUCGCUGCUGCUGCUUGGAGGAGCCGAACGGUACAAGGACGGACGCGAUGGUCGAGAGGAUCGAGAGCGGGCGGCCGGUGCAGAUCCUGCGCACCAAGGAUGACCAUAGCUUCGAGCUGGACGAGGAUGCUCUGGGCCGCAUCCUGCUGGCGGACCACGUGAAGGACAAGCCCGUCGUGGUAGUCUCGGUCGCGGGAGCCUUCCGCAAGGGCAAAUCCUUUCUGCUGGACUUUUUCCUGCGCUACAUGCGCAAUCAGGGCCAGGCGGACUGGCUGGGCGACCCGACGGCCCCUCUCAAGGGCUUCUCCUGGCGCGGCGGCUGCGAGCGUGACACGACGGGAAUUCUCGUGUGGGACGAGGUGUUCCUGGUGACCACCUCGCAAGGCCAGCAAUUCGCAGUGCUGUUCAUGGACACCCAGGGAGCGUUCGACUGCGAGUCGACGGUCAAGGACUGCGCGACCAUCUUCGCGCUGAGCACCAUGACCAGCUCGGUGCAGGUGUACAACCUCUCCCAGAACAUUCAAGAGGAUGACUUGCAACACCUGCAACUGUUCACCGAAUAUGGCAGGUUGGCGCAGCAGGACAUGAGUGAAAAGCCCUUCCAGAAGCUUCUGUUCUUAGUGCGGGACUGGAGCUACCCGUACGAUGCAGACUAUGGUGCGAAAGGUGGCAGCACCAUCCUGGAAAGGCGGUUGCAGAUCUCCGACAGGCAACACCAGGAGUUGCAACAGCUGCGGAGGCAUAUCCGGUCGUGCUUCUCGGAGAUUGGCUGCUUCCUGAUGCCUCACCCCGGGCUGAAGGUUGCAACCGCGGCAUCUUUUGACGGUCGCCUGUCUGACAUCGAAGAGGAAUUCAAGAAGCAGCUGUUGGAGCUCGUGCCCUCACUUCUGGCCCCGGACAACCUGCUAGUGAAGGAAAUAAAUGGCGAGAAGAUCUCCUGCCAGGAGUUGAUGUCUUACUUUAAGGUGUACGUGAACAUAUUCAAAGGUGAUGAGCUACCCGAGCCAAAGUCCAUGCUUGAGGCAACUGCUGAGGCGAACAACUUGGCAGCUGUGGCUACAGCCAAGGACAAGUACACGAGUGGCAUGGAGCAGCUGUGUGGUGGAGACCAGCCCUACCUGAGCCCCCAGAUGUUGGAGAGUCACCACCUACGGCUACGUGAGACAGCGCGAGAGCUGUUCUCCAGCACGCGCAAGAUGGGUGGCGAGGAGUUCUCCCAGCAGUACCUGGACCGACUCACUGAGGAGAUCGACCAGACCUUCCAGAACUUUGCCAAGCAUAACGAGGGCAAGAACAUCUUUGCGGCGGCGCGCACCCCGGCGACCCUGUUUGCCGUCGUGCUGGCCUUCUACUUUGUGUCGGGCGCGUUUGGCCUGCUCGGCAUCUACAGCCUCUCCAACUUCUGCAACUUGCUCAUGGGCCUGUCGCUGGUCAGCCUCUGCCUUUGGGGCUACGUGCGGUACAGCGGCGACAUGCGCGAAGUCGGUGCCCAGAUAGACAACAUCGCAAACAUCAUCUGGGCCAGCCUGCUCAAGCCCCUGUACAAGACUGUGAUGCAAGACCGGGUGCUCCCACCGCACCUCACGGGGGGUGCGGGCGAGGGCACACGGGCCCCGCCCCCCAACGGCCGGCUCAAGGCCAACUGACGAGCCCCUCUCUCUCUCUCUCUCCAUGCCAAGACUCAAACACCACCCAAGUGCCUUGUUGUGGCCUCUCCGUUUCUCUUUCUUUGUACCGUUAUGGAGGAAUAAAAGGCCCUCGUUGUGCA
This is a messenger RNA of Rhipicephalus sanguineus (brown dog tick), 2009 nucleotides long. RefSeq names its product atlastin-2 (gene atl). NCBI's taxonomy places the organism in Eukaryota, Metazoa, Arthropoda, Arachnida, Ixodida, Ixodidae. Gene Ontology annotation, biological process: endoplasmic reticulum organization; protein homooligomerization. The record is from RefSeq and is a predicted model, not a curated record. The transcript has 10 exons. Gene Ontology annotation, molecular function: GTPase activity; GTP binding. The coding region runs from base 289 to 1887 and encodes 532 amino acids.